Condylura cristata (star-nosed mole) is the source of this 4619-nucleotide messenger RNA. RefSeq names its product adhesion G protein-coupled receptor A2 (gene ADGRA2). Bases 123 to 4136 code for a protein of 1337 amino acids. NCBI's taxonomy places the organism in Eukaryota, Metazoa, Chordata, Mammalia, Eulipotyphla, Talpidae. Gene Ontology annotation, biological process: cell surface receptor signaling pathway; positive regulation of canonical Wnt signaling pathway; central nervous system development. Gene Ontology annotation, molecular function: protein binding; G protein-coupled receptor activity. The record is from RefSeq and is a predicted model, not a curated record. The transcript has 19 exons. Gene Ontology annotation, cellular component: plasma membrane; Wnt signalosome.
GCCUCCGCCCAGGGCCCCCCAGCCCUCCCGUGGGCGCCCGGGGCCCCUACUGAGCACGCCUCCCGCACGCCCAGGUCCCUCAGACGGGCUGCAGCGCUCUGUCCCCGCGGGGCGAUGGGCUAAUGGGCGCCGGGGGACACAGGAUGCUGGGGGCGCCCGUGUGUCUGCUGCUGUCGCUGCUGCCUUGGCUACUGCUCCUGUUGCACGAAACUCAGGGCGCUCCCGGAUGCCCCGUCCCCAUCCGCAGUUGCAAGUGUUCGGGAGAGAGGCCCAAAGGACUAAGUGGCGGCGCCCCCAACCCAGCGCGCAGGAGGGUGGUGUGUGGCGGCGGGGACCUCCCGGAGCCUCCCGAGCCCGGCCUACUGCCUAACGGCACCGUUACGCUGCUCUUAAGCAACAAUAAGAUCACUGGGCUCCGGAAUGGGUCCUUCUUGGGACUGUCCCUGCUGGAGAAGCUGGACCUGAGGAACAACGUCAUCAGCACAGUGCAGCCUGGUGCCUUCCUGGGUCUGGGGGAGUUAAAGCGCCUAGACCUCUCCAACAACCGGAUUGGCUGUCUCACCUCAGAGACCUUCCAAGGCCUCCCCAGGCUUCUCCGACUAAACAUCUCUGGAAACAUCUUCUCCAGCCUGCAGCCUGGGGUUUUUGAUGAACUGCCAGCCCUUAAGGUUGUGGACUUCGGCACCGAGUUCCUGACGUGUGACUGCCACCUGCAAUGGCUGCUGUCCUGGGCCCGGAAUCAAUCCCUGCAGCUGUCGGAUCGUACACUCUGUGCCUACCCCAGCGCCCUACAUGCCCAGGCCGUGGGUGGCCUACAGGAGGCCCAGCUCCGCUGCGAGGGGGCCCUGGAGCUGCACACACACCACCUCAUCCCGUCCCUACGCCAAGUGGUGUUCCAGGGCGACCGGCUGCCCUUCCAGUGUUCCGCCAGCUACCUGAGCAACGACACCCGCAUCCGCUGGUACCACAACCGGGCCCCAGUGGAGGGUGAUGAGCAGGCAGGCAUCCUCCUGGCCGAGAGUCUCAUCCAUGACUGCACCUUCAUCACCAGUGAGCUGACCCUGUCUCACAUCGGCGUGUGGGCCUCGGGCGAAUGGGAGUGCUCCGUGUCCACGGUCCAGGGCAAUGCCAGCAAGAAGGUGGAGAUUGUGGUGCUGGAGACCUCCGCCUCCUACUGCCCUGCUGAGCGCGUGGCCAACAACCGCGGGGACUUCAGGUGGCCUCGAACUCUGGCUGGUAUCACAGCCUACCAGUCCUGCCUACAGUACCCCUUCACCUCGGUGCCCCUGAGUGGGGGCGCCCCGGGCACCCGAGCUUCCCGCCGUUGUGACCGAGCUGGCCGCUGGGAGCCCGGGGACUACUCCCACUGUCUGUACACCAACGACAUCACCCGGGUGCUCUAUACCUUCGUGCUGAUGCCCAUCAACGCCUCCAACGCUUUGACCCUGGCCCACCAGCUGCGAGUGUACACAGCUGAGGCUGCCAGCUUCUCAGACAUGAUGGAUGUAGUCUAUGUGGCUCAGAUGAUCCAGAAAUUUUUGGGUUAUGUUGACCAGAUCAAAGAGCUGGUGGAAGUGAUGGUGGACAUGGCCAGCAACCUGAUGCUAGUGGACGAGCACCUGCUGUGGCUGGCCCAGCGCGAGGACAAGGCGUGCAGCGGUAUUGUGGGUGCCCUGGAGAGAAUUGGAGGUGCUGCCCUGAGCCCUCAUGCCCAGCACAUCUCUGUGGUAAAGGGGAACUCAAGGAACGUGGCGUUGGAGGCCUACCUCAUCAAGCCCCACAGCUACGUGGGCCUGACCUGCACAGCCUACCAGAGGAGGGAGGCAGGAGUGCUGGCCGCUCGGCCCGGCGGCUCUGGCCGCCAUCUGUCCCUGGAGCCGGAACCACUGGCCGAUCAGCAGCUCCGCUUCCGCUGCACCACCGGGAGACCCAACAUUUCUCUGUCGUCUUUCCACAUCAAGAACAGCGUGGCCCUGGCCUCCAUCCAGCUGCCGCCCAGUCUGUUCUCAUCUCUUCCGGCUGCCCUGGCUCCCCCAGUUUCCCCAGACUGCACCCUGCAACUGCUCGUUUUCCGAAAUGGCCGCCUCUUCCGCAGCCACGGCAACACCUCUCGCCCUGGAGCUGCUGGGCCUGGCAAGAGGCGUGGGGUGGCCACUCCGGUCAUCUUUGCAGGAACCAGUGGCUGUGGCGUGGGAAACCUAACAGAGCCGGUGGCCGUGUCACUGCGGCACUGGGCCGAGGGGGCGGAACCUGUGGCAGCUUGGUGGAGCCAGGAGGGGCCCGGGGGGCCUGGGGGCUGGAGCUUUGAGGGCUGCCAGCUCCGAUCCAGCCAGCCCAAAGCCAGCUCUCUGCACUGCCAGCACUUGGGCAAUGUGGCUGUGCUCAUGGAGCUGAGUGCUUUCCCCAGGGAGGUAGGGGGCUCGGGGGCAGGGCUUCAUCCAGUCGUGUACCCCUGUACAGCCCUGCUGCUGCUCUGCCUCUUCUCCACCAUCAUCACCUACAUCCUCAACCACAGCUCCAUCCACGUGUCCCGGAAGGGCUGGCACAUGCUGCUGAACUUGUGCUUCCACAUGGCCAUGACCUCCGCAGUCUUUGCAGGGGGCAUCACCCUCACCAACUAUAGGAUGGUCUGCCAGGCGGUGGGCAUCACUCUGCACUACUCCUCUCUGUCCACACUGCUCUGGAUGGGAGUGAAGGCCCGUGUCCUCCACAAGGAGCUCACCUGGAGAGCACCCCCUCCACAAGAAGGGGACUCUACCCCACCAGCUCCCCGUCCUAUGCUCCGGUUCUAUUUGAUUGCUGGAGGGAUCCCACUCAUUAUCUGUGGCAUCACAGCUGCUGUCAACAUCCACAACUACCGGGACCACAGCCCCUACUGCUGGCUGGUGUGGCGUCCAAGCCUAGGAGCCUUCUACAUCCCCGUGGCUUUGAUUCUGCUGAUCACCUGGAUCUAUUUCCUGUGUGCAGGGCUGCGCUUAAGGGGUCCUCUGGCACAGAGCCCAAAGGGGAGCACCAAUAGAGUCUCCCUGGAGCCAGGGGAGGAACUGAGGGGUUCCACCAGGCUCAGGAGCAGCGGCCCCCUCUUGAAUGACUCAGGUUCUCUUCUGGCUACUGGAAGUACCGGGGUGGUAGCAUCCUCCGCGCCCCCGGAAGAUGGCGAUGGUCUCUAUUCUCCCGGCGUCCAGCUGGGGGCGCUGGUGACCACUCACUUCCUAUACCUGGCCAUGUGGGCCUGUGGGGCUCUGGCAGUGUCCCAGCGCUGGCUGCCCCGGGUUGUGUGCAGCUGUCUGUAUGGGGUGGCAGCCUCUGCACUAGGCCUCUUCAUCUUCACCCACCACUGUGCCAGGCGCAGAGACGUUAGGGCCUCCUGGCGUGCCUGCUGCCCCCCUGCCUCGGCCUCCCAUGCCUCCCCCAGAGCUGUGCCCGCUGCCCCCGAGGACGGUUCCCCAGUGUUCGGAGACGCUCCUUCCCUCAAGUCCUCCCCUAGCGGCAGCAGCGGCCACGGUCUGCCCCUGGGCCCCUGCAAACUCACCAACCUGCAGUUGGCCCAGAGUCAGGUGUGUGAGGUGGGGGUGGUGGCCCGCGGGGAAGGGGAACCGGAGCCUACGGGCUCCCGGGGGAGCCUCACCCCCCGCCACCCCAACAAUUUGCACCACGGACGCCGAGUGCACAAGAGUCGGGCCAAGGGGCACCGAGCCGGGGAGGCAGGAGGCAAGAACCGUCUCAAGGCCCUGCGUGGGGGCGCGGCAGCUGGGGUGCCCGAGCUGCUGUCCAGCGAGAGCGGCAGCGUGCACAACAGCCCAUCCGACAGCUACCCCGGCAGUAGCCGUAACAGCCCGGGUGCCGGCCUUCAGCUCGAGGGCGAGCCCAUGCUCACGCCGUCGGAGGGCAGCGACACCAGCGCGGCUCCCUUGUCGGAGGCCGGCCGGCCAGGCCAGCGCCGCAGCGCCAGUCGCGACAAUCUGAAGGGCGGUGCGCUGGAGGAGAGCAAGCGCCGCUCUUACCCGCUCAACACCGCCAGUCUGAACGGUGCCCCCAAGGGGGGCAAGUACGACGACAUCACCUUGACAGGCACGGAGGCCGCUGGAGGCGGCUGCAUGAAGACCGGCCUCUGGAAGAGCGAGACCACCGUCUAGGGUGGGGGAGGGCGGCGCUUUAGGACAGGCAGCCACUUGGCCUUAUCUGACCUCUCUAUGGCCCUCAAAGACGGUACGUCACAGGUUUGACGUAGAGGUGCCCUCGGCUGCACGAGGGGCUCACCAGCUUUAGUCCUAGAGGUUAGGAAAAGGAUAGGCAGAGGCCUAUCACUACCCAAAGGGCCAUUCCUCUGGGGUAGCGACAGACAAUCCCAGAACUACAGACAUGAGCCAUUUCUGCCCCGGCCCUGGCUAGUUUGGGCAGUCAAGUUGUCAGUGCCAUUCAGAGUUGGGGAGAGGUUCUGGUAGUUUGUGGAGUGCCAGUAGAGUGGCCAGCCACAGCCCAGCCCAGGUGGGCUCCUUUCUAGGUACUCCCCACAUCCUCCCACUCUGCCUCCCAGAGGUUCAACCAGCUCAUCACAGGAAGGCAGCUUGAGAACUGUCUUCUCACUGCCCUCUGAAGGUGGGUAUGCCGACUAGUGC